AUGACGAAAAAACAUAAAUCAAUUAGUUCAUCGAAAGCUCUUCUCAUAUUCUCCAUUGUGUUCACAUGCAUCACAGUAACUAUUGCUGUUCUCACUGUUUAUUUCACUGUUCCAAAACCAAAUCAUACUUGUCAAAUGACAUUUCGACAAACAAUCAAAAGCUCAAUUGUUCAUAGUUCUCAUCCAAAAUCCAUCGCACUUGCUGACCUCAACAACGACGAACAAAUUGAUAUUGUUGUUGCAAAUCCUGGCACAAAUACAAUUGGUGUUUUCCUCGCGUUCGACAAUGAAACGUUUGCCAGUCAGCAAACAUAUUCAACUGGAAUAUCAUCUCACCCACAAUCGGUGCUUCUCAAUCAUUUUAAUCAUGAUCAGUAUUUAGAUAUUGCUGUUGCAAACUAUGGUACGAAUAGCAUUGGUGUUUUCUUCGCUUGUGUUAAUGAAACAUUUCAGAAUCAAAUAUCAAUUUCUACCAAAGCAUUUCGUCCUUGGUUUCUUGUAGCGGAUGAUUUUAAUAAAGAUAAUUAUACUGACUUAAUUAUUCUCUUUCCUAGCACUGAUAAUCUGGGCAUUUUUAUGGGUAAGAAAAAUGGGUUAUUUGAAGAUCUAGAACUUUAUUCGACUGGUUAUGAUUCUCAUCCAUACUCGUUGACUCUCGGAGACUUGAAUCGCGAUUCAUAUGUCGAUAUGGUUGUUGUAACCAAUGGUACGAAUAAUGUUGAAAUCUUCUAUAAUGACGGAAGUGGAAAAUUUCAAAAUGCUAUUCUUUACUCGACAGGGCGUAGUUCUAAUGCAACAUCUGUUGUUGUUGGGGAUUUGAAUAAUGAUCAGUAUUUGGAUAUCAUUGUUGCGAAUUACAAUCACCAAAACAUUGGUAUUUUUCUUAAUCUUGGAAAUGGGAUGUUUGCGCAACAGAUGACACAUAAACUGGCAACGAACUCAUUUCCCCAAUUUGUGAAUGUUGGUUAUUUUAAUCAGGACAAUGAUUUAGAUGUUGUUGUUGUUGAUUCUCUCAAUAGCCAAAUACACAUUUUGUUAGGCCACGGAAACGGAAGUUUGUCGGCGUCGAUAGUGUAUGAUUUGAUUAGUAAAUCCAAUCCAUUAUUCAUUGCUGUUUAUGAUUUUGAUCGUGACAAUCGUUCUGACCUAGUUGUUGCGAAUUCUGAUGGCAACAAUAUUUUGAUGUUGAAUGGCUUUUCUAGUGAACCAUCGGCAAGACAAACGACUUACUUGAUCGACGAAAGUGCGCGUCCGUCAUCUCUUGUUGUUUAUGAUUUCAAUCGUGACAAUCAAUUGGAUAUCGUGGUUAACAAUUUUGGUGGAAAUUCAAUAGUGAUUUUCUAUGGUACUGAUGCUGGAAGUUUCGUUCAAGGCGAUUCGUAUUCAACUGGCGAGAAUUCUUCUCCGAGACAAAUUACAACUGGUGAUUUUAACAAUGACAAUCGAAUGGAUAUUCUUAUCGCUUGUCCAGGCAGUGGUAAUGUUGGGGUUUUUCUCGGACAAGAAAAUGGAACAUUCGCACCGAUGGUUCCCUAUUGGAUUGGUAAUGGAUCGAGUCCGUGGUUUGUAACUACUCAUGAUUUGAACAAUGAUACUUAUAUAGAUUUAGUUGCCUCAAACAAAGGUGUGAAGACAAUCACGAUCUGGUUUGGAUUAGGCAAUGGAUCCUUUACUAAUAUGACAACUUAUUCGACGGGAAAUCAUUCGAUACCGAAAGCGAUUGUCGUCGCCGAUGUCAACAAUGAUAAUCAUCUAGAUCUUAUCUUUGCAAAUCAAAUAUCCGAUAGACCCGGCGUUUUCUUGGGGUAUAGUAAUGGAAGUUUCGAGUUAAUAACCACGUUUGUAACGGAAAUCGAUGAAGAUGGUUUUAUGCUUGUUCUCGCUGAUUUCAAUCGAGAUAAUUAUUUAGAUUGUGCUAUUUCAUACAUCAAUUCUGCAAUCAUUGGCAUUUUUUUCGGCUUUGGAAAUGGAACAUUCAGAGACAGGGUUAUUUAUUCCACUACAGCUAUUGGUCAACCGUAUUACAUCACUACGACGGACUUUAAUCAAGACAAUUACCUUGACAUCGCUGUAGCAAUCUUUAGUGCAAGUGAAGUAAUUAUCUAUUUCGGCGAUGGCCAAGGUGAUUUCAAAAUUGGAAGACGAUAUUCCACUGACUACGGUUCAAAUCUGUACGCACUUGCGGUCGUUGAUCUGAAUUCUGAUAAUCAAUUGGAAAUGGUUGCCACCUAUUGGGGUACGGGCUAUGUUGGAGUAUUAACGCCGUAUAAUGCAGCGAGAUUUUCAAAUCAAUCGACGUAUUCGACAGGUUCGGCUCCAUAUCCAUAUUCAUUAGCCAUGGCUGAUUUUAACAACGACAAUCAGUUAGAUGUAGUGGUCGCAAAUUCUGGUACGGAUGACUUAACGAUACUUUUUGGCUCAUCGAAUAAUGACACAUUUAGAGAUGCAAUAACUUAUCUGAUGGGAAGCGAUUCCAAUCCACAAUACGUGAUUACGGGUGAUGUGAACAAAGACAAUCAUUCGGAUAUUGUUGUUCUCAACUCGAAAAGUAAUACGUUGAAUUUAAUUUAUGGAUAUGGCAAUGGUUCAUUUGCUGACCAAAUGGUUUACUCAACAGGAGAUGACUCACGUCCAUUUUCUUUGGUGAUGAAUGAUAUAAAUAAUGACGGUCGAAAUGAUUUCAUUGUUGCCAACGAAAUGGCAAAUACUAUUGACAUGUUUCUUGGCUUCGAUUAUACAACUUUUGAAAAAGCAAAUUCGUAUUCGAUUGAAAAUUCUACGGAUCCGACUAGUAUUGCUGUUAACGAUUUCAACAAUGAUAAUCAAAGUGAUAUGGCUAUUGUUUUUCCUACGAACUGCACUUUAGUUAUUCUCUUGGGACAAGGUAAUGGAAGUUUCGUUAUUUCAACAAUCUAUUCCACAGGCGAGAACUCAAAUCCAAUCAUGGUACUUGCAGAUAACGUGAACGAUGAUAAUCCAAUUGAUCUGAUUGUUGCUAAUCGUGAUUCGGAUGAUGUUAUUGUUUUUCUUGGACAUAGCAACGGAACAUUUCUUCCCAUGAUAACUUCGCCCAUAGGAAAACAUUCUACUCCGUGUGGCAUCGCUCUUGCUGAUUUUAAUGCCGAUGGCAUCCAAGAUAUUGUUUCAGCUAAUUAUGGUACUAAUAGUAUAAGUAUUUUGAUUGGAUUUGCUAAUGGAAGCUUUUCACUGAUAUAUACAUAUGCAACCGGUGAUUUUUCCGGUCCAAAAGCAGUGGCAACGGGUGAUUUAAACAACGAUGGUCUUAUUGAUAUUGUCGUCGCUCAUUAUGACGCAAAUACUAUCGGCAUUUUUCUUGCAAAUGGAAAGGCAAGUUUUGUAACACAAAUUGUCUACACUGUUUGUUAUGAAUGUUGGCCCAAUUGGGUGACAAUCAAUGAUUUCAAUAAAGAUAACAAAUCGGACAUCGCUGUCGCUACAUUCAAUAAUGAAUAUAUUAGUGUUUAUCUCGGUUAUGGUAAUUCUAGUUUUGCUAAUGCGAUGCAGUACUCUACUGGCGACGGUUCUGCUCCUAUAUAUCAUACGAUUGGUGAUUUUAAUCAGGAUGGGGCAUUGGAUAUUGUUGUUGCAAAUAGUGGCAUUGACAAUAUUGUUGUUCUAUUUGGAUUUAGUGAUGGAACAUUCCUUUUAGGUAAAGCAUAUUCAACUGGAACAGGAUCAAUACCACGUGCAAUAGGUAUUGCAGAUUUUAAUCACGACCAGCGACUGGAUAUUGUUGUCGGGAAUUAUCAAUCAGGUGAUAUCCGGAUAUUUCUUGGAGGUGGUCAUGAGCCAUUUGCAGGUAUGAGAAAAUUAAAUACUGGUGAUGAAUCAAGACCACAUUUCCUUGCUGUCGAAGAUUUAAAUCGCGACGGAUGGGUGGAUAUUGUCGUUGCUAAUUAUGGUACCGAUAAUAUUGGCAUUUUCUUUGGAUCUGGCCAUGGAAGCUUCAAUACGAUGAUAACAUAUCCAACUGGAACCAACUCGGGACCGUUUUUAGUUGCGAUUGGAGAUUUCAAUAACGAUAAUCAAUUGGACAUGGUUGUGACCAAUUCCUUCGUGAAUACAAUUGGAAUUUUUCAAGGUAACGUCAAUGGAACAUUCCUUUUGACAUCAACUUAUUUCACCGGAGAUCGAGCAAGUCCACAUACAGUUAUUGUCAAUGAUCUGAACAACGAUCAUCAAUUAGAUAUUAUAGUAGCAAAUUCUGGCACAAGUAAUAUUUUUAUUUUGUAUGGAUUUGGAAAUGGAACAUUUGCAAACGAAAUGUUAUUCCCAUUAGGUUAUCAAUAUCUUCCGUAUUCAAUCGUUAUUAAUGAUCUGAAUAAAGAUGGAUGGAUGGAUAUGGUCAUUGCAUGUUAUCAAACAAACAAUAUCGAAACAUUGGUUAAAAUGUUUGAAGCAUUGCUUCAAUCAGAUCUCACAUGUUUUUAUGAUAAGAUGCGUCUCAACCAACUACAAUCUUAUAUAAGUACUGUUAUAUCAAUCAAUGUCACAUCUCUCAAUACCACAUUAUUAAUUCGCUUUUCCGAAAAAUCGACUGUUGCUGACAUUAUCAAUGAACUCAUGGUGGAAAAAUGGAUUACAUCUAUUUUAUAUGAGAAAUAUUAUAAUGAAUGUGGACCAACAAAAUGUAGCUAUACAUAUGUGACGAAGAACAGUAUUAUUUACAUUGUUACAACGUCAGUGGCGUCUAUUGGUGGAUUGAUAACAAUAUUGAAACUUACUUUAUUAGAAAUUGUCAGCUUUAUUGCUUUUUGCAUUCAUAAAUGGAGUGCAAGGCGUGCUGUAGUUGUUCCAAUGACUUAG
Messenger RNA from Adineta ricciae, 4827 nucleotides. Lineage: Eukaryota; Metazoa; Rotifera; Eurotatoria; Adinetida; Adinetidae. The record is from the annotation of a GenBank genome assembly.